GAGGCCCGAGCUUCCGCAUCGAGAUUUGGUGGCUGAGGAAGGGACCCAGAGACUCCUUGAACAACAAAACGAAGGCAAGUCAAAAUGGUUUCAAUCCCAGAAUACUAUGAAGGCAAGACUAUCCUCCUCACAGGAGCUACUGGUUUCUUAGGGAAGGUGCUUCUGGAAAAGUUGCUGAGAUCUUGUCCUAAGGUGAAUUCAGUCUAUGUUUUGGUGAGACAGAAAGCUGGACAGACACCGCAAGAGCGUGUGGAAGAAAUCCUUAGUGGCAAGCUUUCUGACAGGUUGAGAGAUGAAAAUUCAGAUUUUAGAGAGAAAAUUAUACCAAUCAACAGUGAUCUCACCCAACCUAAACUCGCUCUCAGUGAAGAAGAUAAGGAGGUCAUUAUAGAAUCUACCAAUAUCAUAUUCCACUGUGCAGCUACUGUAAGAUUUAAUGAAAAUUUAAGAGAUGCUGUUCAGUUAAAUGUGAUUGCUACAAGACAGCUUAUUCUCCACGCACAGCAAAUGAAGAAUCUGGACGUGUUCAUGCAUGUGUCAACAGCGUAUGCCUACUGCAAUCAAAAGCAUAUCGAUGAAGUAGUUUAUCCUCCCCCUGUAGAUCCCAAGAAGCUGAUUGAUUCUUUAGAAUGGAUGGAUGAUGGCCUAGUAAAUGAUAUCACACCAAAAUUGAUAGGCGACAGACCUAAUACAUACAUCUACACCAAGGCACUGGCAGAAUAUGUUGUACAACAAGAAGGAGCAAAGCUAAGUGUUGCCAUUGUAAGGCCAUCAAUUGUUGGUGCCAGUUGGAAAGAACCUUUUCCAGGAUGGAUUGAUAACUUUAAUGGACCAAGUGGUCUCUUCAUUGCGGCUGGGAAAGGAAUUCUUCGAACAAUGCGUGCCUCCAACAAUGCCCUUGCAGAUCUUGUUCCUGUAGAUGUAGUGGUCAACACAAGCCUUGCUGCAGCCUGGUAUUCUGGAGUCAAUAGACCAAGAAACAUCAUGGUGUGUAAUCGCACAACAGGCAGCACUAAUCCUUUCCACUGGGGGGAAGUUGAAUACCAUGUAAUUUCCACUUUCAAGAGGAAUCCUCUCGAACAGGCCUUCAGACGGCCCAAUGUAAAUCUAACCUCCAAUCACCUUUUAUAUCAGUACUGGAUUGCUGUAAGCCAUAAGGCCCCAGCAUUCCUGUAUGAUAUCUACCUCAGGAUGACUGGAAGAAGCCCAAGGAUGAUAAAAACAAUCACCCGUCUUCACAAAGCCAUGGUGUUUCUUGAGUACUUCACAAGUAACUCUUGGGUUUGGAAUACUGAUAAUGUCAAUAUGUUAAUGAACCAAUUAAACACUGAAGAUAAAAAGACCUUUAAUAUUGAUGUAAGGCAGCUACAUUGGGCAGAAUAUAUAGAGAAUUACUGCAUGGGGACUAAAAAAUAUGUAUUGAAUGAAGAGAUGUCUGGCCUCCCUGCAACUAGAAAGCAUCUGAACAAGUUGCGGAAUAUCCGUUAUGGUUUCAAUACUAUCCUUGUGAUUCUUAUCUGGCGCAUUUUUAUUGCAAGAUCACAAAUGGCAAGAAACAUCUGGUACUUUGUGGUUAGUCUGUGUUACAAAUUUCUGUCAUACUUCCGAGCAUCCAGCACUAUGAGAUACUGAAGACCAAGAGUUUAGCAUUAGAACAUCUAUGCAUAUGGUGAUGUAAAUGCACAAAAUGUAAAAUGUACCUAAGUCAUCUCACCUUUUGUUAAGACAUUAAACCAUCUUAAGUUUGA
This is a messenger RNA of Alexandromys fortis (reed vole), 1748 nucleotides long. Its product is annotated as fatty acyl-CoA reductase 1-like. The coding region runs from base 85 to 1632 and encodes 515 amino acids. The transcript has a single exon. Gene Ontology annotation, biological process: long-chain fatty-acyl-CoA metabolic process. The record is from RefSeq and is a predicted model, not a curated record. Gene Ontology annotation, cellular component: peroxisome. Lineage: Eukaryota; Metazoa; Chordata; Mammalia; Rodentia; Cricetidae. Gene Ontology annotation, molecular function: alcohol-forming very long-chain fatty acyl-CoA reductase (NADP+) activity.